Adineta steineri is the source of this 276-nucleotide messenger RNA. NCBI's taxonomy places the organism in Eukaryota, Metazoa, Rotifera, Eurotatoria, Adinetida, Adinetidae. The record is from the annotation of a GenBank genome assembly.
AUGAAACGAGGAGCCCCUUACCACGAUGUAGCAACAAGCUCAAGAUGCUUAGAGAUUGUCGUCGGCAAAGAUAAUUAUGGAGGUGAUAUGGAUGCCAGUCAACCAGCACAAGUACGCUCUGCAGCAGCAUGUGCUGCAAUAUGUGACUCUUAUCCCGAUUGUACUGCAUGGACAUUCAAUGUCAAGAGUGCCAAAUGCUGGACAAAAGAUAAAACACCUAAGCUUAGCGCUUCAUCCGACACAAUUACAGGAACAUGCAAAGCAUCAUCAAAAUAA